This is a messenger RNA of Cuscuta europaea, 2092 nucleotides long. The record is from the annotation of a GenBank genome assembly. NCBI's taxonomy places the organism in Eukaryota, Viridiplantae, Streptophyta, Magnoliopsida, Solanales, Convolvulaceae.
GGGGCCGAAGGGAAAUCUAACCCACGAUUCGGUUCGCCACGGCCACCCACCAGCUAAAUAAAGAACAUUUCUUCCUUCUCCGUGCUAUCUUCUACCUUCUCAUUAUUACUCCAAAGGAUAAAUACACCAUUGAGUAAAACAGUCCCCUCUGUUUUUAGUGCUCUAAUUAAUGAUUACUCUGUAUAAUCUUUUGCGCUCUGAAUAAUAAUUCAUACGGACGAACUACUACGUUUCUGUAUAUUUGACAAACAUAUAUACUCGUAAAUACACCAUUGAGUAAUACGGACGAACUACUACGAACUAGUCCUGGACGAUCAAUUUGGAUCUUGCCCAAUCAGUUAACCAGGAGUGUUGAAUAAAAUGCAGACGAUUUUGCGGUCAGUAAGACAAUUUAGGAAUGCUGGUUUUGUGGCACAUCGAAAUCUUUGGAUUGAUUCUAGGAGCCAGUCACUAUACAAACUUUCUAGUACAAGUAAUGCUGAUAUUAGUAUCUGGAAACAUCCAUCUUCUGUGAUACCCAGAUUUAUGAAAACUAAUGCUGAUGGAGUUGCAAAUAGUAGAGAAGGGAACAGAGCAGGGCCUCUUGUAGAAUAUGAAAGAAGAAUUGCCAUUGGUGACCUUUUUGAUGGGGAUGCUUGCCAGGUGGGCACCCUGCAAGAACUUCAGAGGCUUUAUGAUGAGCUAAUUGAGAAAGCUGUUGAAUGCCGAUUGGACCGCUAUGCUGCUUCGGACAAAGCUGGAAGGAGUAGAUGGUUGUGGUCUCGUUUUAUUCCACAGUCCAGUUAUGCAGCCGUGAAAGGGUUGUACCUUUAUGGAGGAGUUGGAACGGGCAAGACUAUGUUAAUGGACUUGUUCUUUGGUCAGCUGCCUUGUAAAUGGAGAAAGAAGAGAAUUCAUUUUCAUGACUUUAUGUUGAAUGUCCACAGUCAACUGCAAAAGCAUAAAGGUGUGCCAGAUCCACUUGAAGUUGUUGCUGGGGAGAUUUGUGAUGAAGCAAUCCUAAUAUGUCUUGAUGAAUUCAUGGUGACUGAUGUUGCUGAUGCAUUGAUUCUGAACCGUUUAUUUGGACAUUUGUUUAGUAAUGGAGCUAUUCUCGUAUCUACGUCAAACCGUGCCCCAGAUAAUCUUUAUGAAGGUGGACUACAAAGAGAUCUAUUCAUGCCUUUUAUUGCUACUUUGAAGGAAAGAUGUGUAGCACAUGAAAUUGGCUCAUCCGUGGAUUAUCGAAAGUUGACAUCGGGAGAAGAAGGUUUUUACUUCAUUGGCAUGGACUUGUCAAGUCUUCUCAUGCAAAAAUUUCAAACACUGGUAGGUCAGCAUGAUGCCGUUCCACAAGAGGUGGAGGUUGUUAUGGGAAGAAAAUUACAGGUACCUUUAGGUGCCAAUGGUUGUGCAUAUUUCCCUUUCGAUGAACUAUGUGAUAGGCCUCUUGGAGCAGCAGACUAUCUUGGAUUAUGCAAAAAGUUUCAUACGGUGGCAUUGGAUGGAGUUCCCACAUUUGGACUUCAUAAUAGGACUGCAGCAUAUCGUUUCGUUACCUUGGUUGAUGUGAUGUAUGAAAAUAAAGCAAGAAUGAUAUGCACAGCAGAGGGCUCCCCGUUAGAGCUUUUUGAAAGAAUUGUGACCAUCGCCGAUGCCAAACAGAUUGCUCCGAGGUCUUCACGGUCGAUCAAGAAAGACGAUAUUGACCUUUGCGUUGAUAACGAACUUGGUUUUGCAAAAGAUCGUACAAUUAGUAGAUUGACGGAGAUGAACAGCAGAGAAUAUUUAGACCAUCAUGCCCAAAUGUUGGGUGAGUGCAGAGAUAACCGCUCUGGAAGUGCAUCGUCAAGAGGCAUAUAAUAGCUAGAAUAGGAAAGAGUCAACAAAUUCUUGUAAAGGUGGGGAAGAGCCAAUGUUGUGUGUAAGAUACAAAAUAAAGUCACAGGUUUGGAGAGCAAUAAUUAUAAUGCUAGUAGUUCUGUAUAAUCUUUUUUUGAGGUAGUUUAGAGAACAAAUAAAAUGUUUGUCUGAGUAUGCAAUUGUAUACUUGUGCUUACUUUUAAUAUGUAAUCAUAUCGUUCAUCUCACCUUUUUCCAAAUACAACUAUUG